AUGAAAACACUCAUUCUUUUGCUGCUGGUGCUCCUGGACUUGGGGCUGGCUCAACAUCAGCUCCACAGGGUGCCCCUCAGGAGGCAUCAGUCCCUCCGGAAGAAGCUGCGGGCACGGGGCCAGCUCUCUGAGUUCUGGAAAUCCCAGAAUUUGGAUAUGAUCCAGUUCACUGAGUCCUGCACGAUGAACCAGGAUGCCAACGAGCCCCUCAUCAACUACUUGGAUAUGGAAUACUUCGGCACCAUCUCCAUCGGCUCCCCGCCGCAGAAUUUCACCGUCAUCUUUGACACUGGCUCUUCCAACCUCUGGGUCCCCUCCGUGUACUGCACCAGCCCAGCCUGCAAGACACACGCCAGGUUCUACCCUUCCCAGUCCAGCACAUACAGUGUGCUGGGGAGUCAUUUCUCCAUUCAGUAUGGGACUGGGAGCUUGUCUGGAAUCAUCGGAGCUGACCAAGUCUAUGUGGAAGGACUGGUUGUGGCCGGCCAGCAAUUUGGAGAGAGUGUCACGGAGCCGGGCCAGACCUUUGUGAACGCAGAGUUUGAUGGAAUUCUGGGCCUGGGAUACCCCUCCUUGGCUGUGGGAGGGGUGACCCCAGUGUUCGACAACAUGAUGGCGCAGAACCUGGUGGAUAUACCCAUGUUCUCUGUGUACAUGAGCAGUGACCCAGAAGGCGGUGCAGGGAGCGAACUCAUUUUCGGCGGCUAUGACCACUCCCAUUUCUCCGGGAAUCUGAACUGGGUCCCUGUCACCAAGCAAGGCUACUGGCAGAUUGCCCUGGAUGCUAUGAGGUGGAGUGUGCCAACCUCAACGUCAUGCCGGAUGUCACCUUCACCAUCAAUGGCGUCUCCUACACCCUCCAACCAACUGCCUAUACCCUGCUGGACUUUGUGGAUGGAAUGGAGUUCUGCAGCAGUGGCUUUCAAGGGCUUGACAUCCAGCCUCCCGCUGGGCCCCUCUGGAUCCUGGGUGAUGUCUUCAUUAGGCAGUUUUACUCAGUCUUCGAUCGUGGGAAUAACCGUGUUGGGCUGGCCCCGGCAGUCCCCUAAGUCGCGGCCUUGUGUUUGAGCCUGGCUGCAUGACACCCCUUAGAAAUCCAGCUGUGCCCGUUCGGUUGGGGCAUUCUUCACAAUGGUCAAAAAGUCAUUUUCAGGAGGAUACAGUUGUUCUAGAGCUGCAACUUGAAUUGGGUCCAAAUAGAGCAUGAGAACACACACACACACACUGAUACACUUCACACACACCUCACACACACCGCAUACACACCACUUCCACCGCCAUCAUGACGGAAGAAUUAAGUUGUAUGCCCAUACUUUUUAUUGCUUGUUGCUAACAUUUUCUUUCGGAAAUCUCCAGACAUGUACACAAGGAGAGAUUAUAGCACAAUAAAUCCCCAUGCAACACCCUCCCUCCCACCUUUCAUAACUCACAUGCACGUGGCCAGGCCUGUUUUAUCUGCACCCACCCCCCCUCCGCUA
Molecule: messenger RNA, 1478 nt
Organism: Leptonychotes weddellii (Weddell seal)
Lineage: Eukaryota; Metazoa; Chordata; Mammalia; Carnivora; Phocidae
Gene: CTSE
Product: cathepsin E
Biological process (GO): antigen processing and presentation of exogenous peptide antigen via MHC class II; proteolysis
Cellular component (GO): endosome
Molecular function (GO): aspartic-type endopeptidase activity
Source: RefSeq, a predicted model, not a curated record